Messenger RNA from Polyodon spathula (Mississippi paddlefish), 3125 nucleotides. Its product is annotated as guanine nucleotide-binding protein G(i) subunit alpha-2-like. The record is from RefSeq and is a predicted model, not a curated record. Lineage: Eukaryota; Metazoa; Chordata; Actinopteri; Acipenseriformes; Polyodontidae. The coding region runs from base 384 to 1451 and encodes 355 amino acids. Gene Ontology annotation, biological process: adenylate cyclase-modulating G protein-coupled receptor signaling pathway; gamma-aminobutyric acid signaling pathway. Gene Ontology annotation, molecular function: GTP binding; G protein-coupled receptor binding; GTPase activity. Gene Ontology annotation, cellular component: heterotrimeric G-protein complex. The transcript has 10 exons.
GACUCUGGUGAGUUCGUGUCUUUUUGAGAGGAACUUCAUAACGGGUCGGGUGUGGCGACAACAAAAUAUUGAAAAUAAAUCGAAACUUGAUUUUUGAAUUGUGUUGCAUUGAGAGCGGAGCGACUUUUGCAGAAAAGUUAGCGAACGGGAAGCUGUAUGCGAUCGUUUUGAGCAGUUGUCGGUCCUUUCAUUUAUUUCUUAUUUUUGGUAAGAAGAAUCUUCCAGUCUGUGAGGGAUAGGGAGAACAUAUCUGAGGGUGAGGAAGGGACUGGACGAUUGUUUAUUCGUGAAUCAUCUUUUUUUUUUAUUUUUUUUUUUUAUAUAUUUUUUAACCCUCUCGAGUAGUGUGUAUUUGGGUUGGGUGUGUGUGUGCAGUCGGAACCAUGGGUUGUACCAUAAGCACCGAAGAUAAAGCCGCGUCUGAAAGAUCCAAAAUGAUUGAUAAAAAUCUCAGAGAAGAUGGAGAGAAAGCUGCCAGAGAGGUGAAACUACUGCUUUUAGGUGCUGGUGAGUCGGGGAAGAGUACCAUUGUGAAGCAGAUGAAAAUUAUCCAUGAAGAUGGCUACUCGGAGGACGAAUGCAAACAGUACAGAGCUGUGGUUUACAGCAACACCAUCCAGUCCAUCAUGGCCAUUAUCAAAGCCAUGGGCAUUCUCAAGAUUGACUUCGGAGACACCUCCCGAGCGGAUGAUGCCCGGCAGCUCUUUGCUUUGUCCGGCGGCGCGGAGGAGCAGGGUGUCAUGUCUGACGACCUGUCCAGUGUCAUCCGGAGGCUGUGGGCAGACACCGGGGUGCAGUGCUGUUUCACCCGCUCCAGAGAGUACCAGCUGAACGACUCGGCCGCAUAUUACCUGAAUGACCUUGAGAGGAUAGCCAGACAGGAUUACAUUCCCACCCAACAGGACGUUCUGCGGACCAGAGUGAAGACCACCGGCAUUGUGGAGACACACUUCACCUUCAAGGACCUGCACUUCAAAAUGUUUGAUGUUGGAGGACAGAGGUCGGAGAGAAAGAAGUGGAUCCAUUGUUUCGAGGGCGUGACGGCCAUUAUCUUCUGUGUGGCUCUGAGCGCUUAUGACCUAGUCCUGGCUGAAGACGAGGAGAUGAACCGGAUGCACGAGAGCAUGAAGUUGUUUGACAGUAUCUGUAACAACAAGUGGUUCACUGAGACUUCCAUCAUCCUCUUCCUUAACAAGAAGGACCUAUUUGAGGAGAAGAUCACCCGCAGCCCCCUGUCCAUCUGCUACUCUGAGUACUCAGGAGCAAACAAAUACGAUGAGGCUUCGGCCUACAUCCAGGCAAAGUUCGAAGACCUGAACAAGAAGAAGGACACCAAGGAGAUCUACACCCACUUCACCUGCGCCACCGACACCAAGAACGUGCAGUUUGUGUUUGAUGCUGUCACUGACGUCAUCAUCAAAAACAACCUGAAGGACUGCGGGCUCUUCUAGACAAGGAGGGUGAAAGACGAAGGAUUACUUGAACUGCUCUGUUCAACACAGAGAUGGAGAGUGGACCCACCAUGACAGACUGCACUGGCUAACAAAUCCUGCUUUCAUAAAGAAAACAAAAUAGACUGAUAACUGGGAGAGCCUUGCAGGAGAUGAAGGAUUGCUACCCCCCCCCCCAAUCACACCCUAUUUUAUAUUUUUUUGUUGUUAUAUUUUAUUUUGAGGGGGUUUUAUUUCAUUCCGAGAUGUCUUAUUUUAAAUCUUCAGGCUUGCCAGAACCACAAAUCUAUGUCGUCACCCUUGUCCCCCCUUUCAUUUGAAAUUGUUAUUUGAGUGGCAUAUAUAUAUAUAUAUAUAUAUAUAUAUAUAUAUAUAUAUAUAUAUAUAUAUAUAUAUAUAUAUAUAUAUAUGUUUGUUUUACUUUAGAUAAAAAAGGGGAUAGAGAAGAAUAGCAAGAAAGAAAAGUGCAUUUUUUGUAAAGUUUACAUAAAGUCUGCAUUAUGUGCUGCAGGAUGGCCGAUAGUUAAGAUCAUUAGUUCUGUAAUUUACACAGACUAGCAUAACAUUCAUUUAAGAAACAAUAAACCAAUAAAGCUUCUAGACAUGGAGGAGGGAGAGAGCAAUGAACACCUGUUAACAUAUAUUUAAAACAUGUAAUUACCUAACAUACUUUGUUUUUAUUUUUUCAUUCCAUUUCCUUCACCGUAAUUUGCGUGCUUUGGCUAUUCUCUGUUUACAUCUCUUACAUCUAGAUUCGUUUUGGUAUUGAUAGCGUUCAUUUUAGGACUUAUUGUUUUCUUUCUUUUUCAUCACGGGGGAAAAAAAAAAUCUAACAAACAGGAAAAAAAAAGUAGACCUUUUGGUAAAGAACAUUAAAAUGCUCAAGUCAUACAAUGAUUUAAUUUAAAUAAAAUUUCAGUCACUAGAUUUCAUUGUCUUGGUUUUGGUUCUUAUAAACUGCAAAUCUGCCUUCAGAGAGAACGAUUUGUUUUAAAAAGUUGGUGAGUUGCAUUACACUGAUGCUGGGUAAAGAGCAAAAAGCCAUAGAGGCCAGAAACGGUACAUGUUUUCUGGUUAAAAAAAAAAUUAAUGUUUUACAAUAUAAUAUGAAUCGAAAAAGAUUAAUUGGAUUUGGGCUUUGUAAACUGAACACAUAAGUCUCCAUGCCAGGAAGCCAUGCAAGAACUUCCCCUCAAGGUAUGCAAUUUAUCAUUUAAAAUGUCCCUUGAAUGGAUUAGUAAACUUAAUGGCAACUGAGCUAUACUAUGUGAUAGUGAAAUAUCCAUUUGACAGUGCAGCCAUGUGCUAUGGUAAAAACUUAAUGAUGAUGGUGAUGAUUAAGGCUGUUUUAAGAUUGGGAUUAUAUAUCUGAAAACUCACUUACCAGAAGAUAUUAGUUACAAUGCACCUCAACCCAUGAACAAAUGACACUUGAAAUCUUUGUUUGACCUGCCCUGGUGUAGAGAAAUGUACCGCUGAUUUACAUGUUUGCAUGAAAAGACCCUUGGGAAAUGUAUUUAUUGUAUUUUUGAAGAACGCGAGUAAGCAGUUACGAUGAAGCUCUAUGUGACCAUAAAAAGCAACUAAAUAAUUAACCAAAUGUUGAAAUGUAACACAAUCUAUUCGGGUAUCAAAAUAUUUACUCUUGUAAUAUUAAAGAUGCCAUGUAAUUAA